This is a messenger RNA of Kluyveromyces lactis, 1467 nucleotides long. RefSeq names its product Pho2p (gene PHO2). The record is from RefSeq and is a predicted model, not a curated record. Gene Ontology annotation, biological process: regulation of transcription by RNA polymerase II; cell differentiation. The coding region runs from base 1 to 1467 and encodes 488 amino acids. Lineage: Eukaryota; Fungi; Ascomycota; Saccharomycetes; Saccharomycetales; Saccharomycetaceae. Gene Ontology annotation, molecular function: DNA-binding transcription factor activity, RNA polymerase II-specific; RNA polymerase II cis-regulatory region sequence-specific DNA binding. The transcript has a single exon.
AUGGAUAAUUUUGACUAUAACCAACCGGAUUUCCCACAUUUCCAACCAGAAUUUGAUCCCUCAAACACAUUUUUGGGAGAUCAGGAACAGCUUCAAGACAAACGAAUUAGUUCAGGAGAGUCCGGAUAUGGCAACCAAUCUGGUACUUUAAUGAAUGCCUCGGACGGAGUUGAGAUGUUUCAAGGAAUACCUUCAACUCUAGCUAAUGAGCACAAUACACAGGUAGAACAUGAUGACGAUCAUGAUUCAAAUCAUGAAACGCAUCACUCUUCCUCCUCUUCUAGCAAACCAAAAUCUAAGAGAACAAGAGCAACUGGUGAAGCUCUAGAGAUUCUUAAACGUGAAUUUCAACUUAAUCCAAGCCCCAACGCGCAAAAUAGGAAAAGAAUAUCAGAGAUGACGGGGCUUCCUGAGAAAAACGUGCGGAUAUGGUUUCAAAACAGAAGAUCAAAGUAUAGAAAAUCAGAUAAACGUAUGAACGGGCCAGGAGCCACUGACAACACAACUCUAGUUUCUAGUUUCGAAUUCGACAAAAUUCCACUUGCAAUAAAUUCCAGCUAUUAUUUCAUUGACAUUUCUUCUCUUACCGUGGGUUCAUGGAAACGUCUUAAGAGCGGUAAUUUAAGAAGUGAUUCACUACCACAAAUACAAAAGCUAUCAAAUCUUUCACCAAUUUCCAUCAAUACAAUAAUGGCUAACGCUACAGAUCUCAUGGUACUGAUAUCAAAGAAGAAUUUUGAGAUUAAUUAUUUUUUUAGCGCUAUUGCUAAUAACACAAAGAUAUUGUUUCGUAUUUUCUUCCCCAUAAACACAGUGGUUAACUGUUCGUUAUCAUUGGAUAACACUGAAUCGUUGAAAGGUGAUGCUAAAAAUUCGAAUUCUCCUUCGAGCUUGGAUGGUAAUAAUGAUACAAACUCUUCCAAACUUGCCGAGUUGAGAUUAUCGCUUUCUAAAUCUCCCAAAUUUGCAGUAUAUUUCUCAGAAACAAUCGAUGAUGCUUCGAGUAAUCAAUGGUCGAUUUGCGAAGAUUUUUCCGAAGGAAGGCAAGUAAAUGAUGCUUUCAUUGGAGGCUCUAAUAUACCCCACGUUCUAACCGGAUUGGACGAAUCAUUAAAAUUCAUGAAUUCUUUGAUUCUUGAUAUGAACAGUACAGAACAUUUCCCACCCACAACUCAACUCCAACAUGGCAUAAUGCAUUCUAUGCCCCCAACUGAUACGCAGUCAACAGCAUUAAGAUUUAAUGAUGACCCCAACCUAAUAGCACAUGAUACAUCAGCAAAUCCUUCUCAUAAUAGUCAAUCGUCAUUUUUAACAACAAAUGAUAAUUUUACCUCUAUGACUUUUGAUAAUUUUUCUUCCAACAUCCCUAAGACUCCUGAUUUCCUAAAUUCUACUAAUCUCCAGGAGGGUCAAAGCAUGUCUACCUUGCUUUUCCAGGAUCAACACCCAAACGGAUCAAGCCAUUGA